This is a messenger RNA of Nicrophorus vespilloides, 784 nucleotides long. RefSeq names its product kynurenine formamidase. NCBI's taxonomy places the organism in Eukaryota, Metazoa, Arthropoda, Insecta, Coleoptera, Silphidae. Bases 19 to 780 code for a protein of 253 amino acids. The transcript is spliced from 2 exons. The record is from RefSeq and is a predicted model, not a curated record.
UGUACUGUAUACAUUUAUAUGUUAUGUAAUAAAUAUUGCAACAUCCGUAAAUGGUUAAUAAAAUGCGUAAAGAAAAACCAGAAAUGCGGGUUUAUCGUUUGUUUUCGCUUCGUAUCGACCUGGUUAUUAUUAAUUGAGUUGUACAUUUCAGAGUCAGAAAUAUUGGUAUACAUCCACGGGGGUUAUUGGCAGCAGUUGAGCCGGGAUGUGUCCAGUUACAUUGUUGAGCCACUUUAUAAGAGCGGCUUCAAAGUGAUCGUAAUUGGUUAUGAUCUGUGUCCUGUGGUCACGAUGCCCGAGAUCGUUGCUGAGAUACAACGGGCAUUCCAGUACUGUAUAAAUUACGCGAAACUCCACAAAUCUAGCGGAAUAUCGGUUGCUGGACACUCUGCCGGUGCCCAUCUUGCCGCAUCGAUGUUUAAUCUCACCAAAACCGAAGACAUCUUCCGUGACUUCUACUUGAUCUCCGGAAUCUACAAUCUUCAACCUUUGGUCGGCACCUUCGUUAAUAAUGCUUUAAUGAUGAGCCUAUCAACAGCGACAUCUCUUAGUCCGCAGUUGUCCAACAUCUCUGUCUGCGCUAAAGUCCACGUCAUCGUCGGCGAAUUUGAUAGUCCUGCCUUCAAGGAACAAAGUAAGAAGUUCCACGAGAAACUUCAAGAGCUUCACGUCAAGACAGAAUUUAUGAUGAUUGAAAAAAUGGACCACUUCGAUAUCGUUGAGAACUUGAAUUGCAGCGAUUAUGAACUUAUUAAAUUAAUCUUGAGACAAAAAAUAUAAAAUG